GUGAAAAGAGAGGGGGAGAAAAGAAAGAGGAGGAAAGACAAGGGACUGGGAUAUGAGAGAGGAAAACAACGGAGAAAGACGACUGAGAAAGACAAUAUUGAUAUCUUAAAAAGUGCUAGACGUAGAGAAAGAUAUAUAUAUAUAUAUAUAUAUAUGUAUAUAUAUAUAGAGAGAGAGAGACAGAAUAGGAGUAUCCUGGCAGCUAUCCAGGCCUCAGCCCAAAGCCAGGUCCUGCUGCCGCUUCUUGUCUGUCCAGAACAUGGUGCUGUUCCCACUCUGCAAACUGCUCUCAGGGUCAGUCAGAGUGACCAAGAAGCAGCUGGUCCUGUACUGUCUGCUCCUAUCUCUGCUCGUAUACUUUUUAAGAUGGAGGAGAACAGUGCUCAAGGUGGACACGCACCCUCUUCCUCUUUCUCUGGAGGCGGAAUCAGGAAGUGUGGUCAGAGACAUAGUGGUGGGCAGUGUGGAGGAACAGCAACAGCGCCUCCCGCUGGAGACAUCCUGGGGCGCUCCUCUGGUGUGGGGCGACUCUGACGGCUCAGCGUGGCGGAGGGCCGAGUUUGCCCACCGCAGUGUCCGCACAGGCCUGCUGACGCUCGCCGUGGGGCCCUACGGCCACUUCCUACGCCGCUUCCUCUCCUCGGCCGAGCUCUACUUCCUGCCCGGUAACACCGUGGUCUACUACGUCCUUACGGACAGCCCUCGCGCCCUGGAUCCCCCGACCCCGCUGGGCCCUGGCAGAGAGCUGAGGGUGGUCCCUGUGGCAGAGAUGCCCGGCUGGGAGCGUCUGGCCCAGGGCCGCAUGGCCCUGCUGGCGGCUGCCAUUAAAGAGCCGGUUAGGCACGAGGUGGAGUACGUCUUCUGCAUGGACGUGGACCAGGAGCUGGUGGCCCCGGUGGGAACUGAGAUCCUGGGGGAGCUGGUGGCCGCGCUGCACCCGGAGCUCUACGGCAUGCCCCGCCACACCUUCCCGUACGAGCACGAGCCCGCCUCGCUGGCGCACGUGGAGGAGGACGAGGGCGACUACUACUACACGUCGGAGCUGUACGGGGGUCUGUGCGCUGAUGUGUACGCCAUGGCCCAGGCCUGCUCCCAGCUCAUCCUCCAGGACCAGGAAAAGGGGCUGAGUGCUCGUGGACUGGAGGAGAGCUACCUCAACCGCUACCUGAUCAACCGCAGGCCCACCUGUGUCCUCUCGCCCGAGUACAGCUGGUGGGACUCAGCCCUGGCCGCCGACGUACCCACAAGAAGAGUGGUGUCCCUGGGGAGGCAGUGUGACUCCCUGGAGCCACAAAAGAGACAGGAGCAGGACUGCUGAGAGGGUUAUUUCUUUGCUUUGUCAUAGAAUUAGAACGACCAUAAAAUGUAGACAAAUUCAAAAAGCAAUUUUAAGGCAAACACAAGGAUCCCUUGGAAUCUGUUGAUGUGUCAGUAAAUAAACUAAUGGCAGCAGACCCAUUGGAGUGAAUACUGUGUGUGUGUGUGUGUGUGUGUGUGUGUGUGUGUGUGUGUGUGUGUGUGUGUGUGUGUGUGCGUGCGUGCGUGCGUGCGUGCGUGCGUGCGUGUGUGUGUGUGUGCGUGUGUGUGUUUUUGCAGUCUAUCUCUUCUGCACCAGACAAAAAAUGAAUUAACCUGUCUCUUUAGACACAGGCCUAUACCAUUAAUGUCAGCUUGGAGAUAUGACUCCAAAGGCUUUUGUGGUUUCCAAUAAGAAUCAACAUUGUAAGUGCCCACUUUCACUGCACUAGCCAAUCAUUAACUGGUGGAGCUGCCGUUUCAAGGUCUUUAAAUACACAGCAGUGGGAUGCUGCUUCCCCACGUGCCAUGUUGGCCUUUGUGUUCAGGGCUGUGUGUGUGCAGAACUAGAGGACGCUAGGCAAAGUUUUCCCAUUGUCAAUAUAAUAAGUAUCCUCUUUCUUAUACUGCUUACGAAAAUGUUUGUUCCCCAACCGGUCGUUUACAGCACAUUCGGUCCUGGGUGAAAUAUGCAUUCGGCAUAUCAAUAUAAUUAAUGAUAGGUGCUUAGGAAGAAACAUGAGAAUACUGAAAAUUCCACAAAAAAGACCCGCUAUAACUCACCAACUUUUUAAACGCACAAAUGUUUCAAUAUCUUCCUCAGGUGAAGAGAAGCUUAGCGAUAUCCAUCUCAUAAGACACCCAUUCUUAGUUUUAUGUAUUUAAUAAAAUUGUACUUUUUUAGGUUCUUUAACAUGUUCUGGCAUUACGCUCUCUCUCUGUUUCUCUCUCGCGCUCUCUCUCCUCCCAUUCUUGCAUGCUACUACUCUUCAAUGGGAAGGCUAACACAGGCAGAUGGCUUUUUCCCACUGCCAAAAGUGGCUGUCUCCAGGGCCAAAUCGCCACGUGUAGUCAUUCUUCAGUUUUUACUGUCUCACAGUCCCAGUGAACUCUUAACAGUCUUGGUCACGCUUCCACAGUAACACUUCCUUUUGAUAGAACACAUCUGUAGAGGUUCAAACUAUCCAAAAUAUCCACAAACAAGUUUUUGGAUAUUUAUGUCAUUUGCAUAGCUGUUAGCUUAAAGGGCAACUUCGCCACUUUUCAACCUCAUAUUCAUUAUCUCCAGCACCAAACCAGUGUCUACAUAUGUGAAAACUUUGCAUUUCUACAUUUUGUAGAAAAAAAUAUAAAUGUUAAAAAGUUCUACCCAGUGACAUCAUCAAAAGUUUUUUUUAAAUGUACACCUGAUCUUCAAACACUAUGAGAUUGUGAUGUGGGCAGCAAGAAGAUACGCUCUCUCUGGCUAGAAAAUUGUUCCAGGUUUGGAAAAUCACUGUUUUUCUUACUUUUAAUCCUACCAUGUGAAGUCACAGAGAAGCAUUUUUUUAGGCCCUUUCUUCUAAUAUUUUUGACCACAGAUCAUAGAAACGCACUGUUUUCACAUGUAUGUAGACAUUGCUUUGGAGCUGGAGAUAAUGAAUAUGAGGUUGAAAAGUGGCGGAGUUGCCCUUUAAUUGUCACAACUAUGCAUCCUCAUCUUUAGUGCAAGUUAACAGAAAAGCAAGCUCAAACUUCAAAUAAACCACUACGUUUCAUAUUUAUACACCGAUAUUAACUUUAAACACUGAUAAAAGGAAUAAGUGAUUUUCUCAUGCUACUUGAAGAAUGCUAACAGAGGUCCUACCUCUUCUUUUGAACUCAAUCAUUUUAAGCUGUUGCUUAGUAAACAAACACCCAAAUGUAGGAUCACUGACUCUCUGGGUCCAUAGCAGACUUUCAUGUGUUUCAAUAAGAGUUCAACAUUAUUAUUAUUAUUUUUACCUUUAUUUGACUAGGCAAGUCAGUUAAUAACAACUUCUUAUUUACAAUGACUGCCUAGGAAAAGUGGGUCAACUAACUAACUGGUGAUGCCUCGUCGCAAUUGGUUAUUCCCUAUCAUUUCCUACAAUGUCAAUGAGCAUCAUCACAAUUUUUCAUUUGCGGUACCUCAAAAUGUUGUGAUUACCAGCUGAGAUAAACUUUUAUGAGUUUGUCUGGGCUGUGUCUUAAACCUUUUACUGCAGUGGGCUAAAGCAGGGUCACACAGAGUGUUUCUUGGUAUUCUUAAACAAAUCUACUUUGAAACAAAAGUAUACACACAUGGUUAAAAAAGAAGACACAUGUACCAUGUCAGAUAUAUAUGGUUGAAAUGUACUCAAUUUUGAGUUUGCAUCCCAAUAUAACAUUUUAGAUAUAGUACCAGUCAAAAGUUUGGACACACCUACUCAUUCAUUUAUUUUUACUAUCUUCUACAUUGUAGAAUAAUAGUGGAGGCAUCAAAACUAUGAAAUAACAUAUGUGGAAUCAUGUAAUAACCAAAGAAGUGUUAAACAAAUGAAAAUAUAUUUGACAUUUGAGAUUCUUCAAAGUAGCCCACCUUUCCCUUGAUGACAGCUUUGCACACUCUUGGCAUUCUCUCAACCAGCUUCAACUGGAAUGCUUUUUGAGGGAGUUCCCACAUAUGCUGAGCACUUGUUGGCUGCUUUUCCUUCACUUUGUUGUCCAACUCAUCCCAAACCAUCUCAAUUGGGUUUCGGUCGGAUUAUGACCUGGCCAAGAGUCUGAACAAUCUGGAGGGCCACAAUUUUAGAAUAAGCCAGAAUUAGUGUUUCACUUAAACUUUUCUGGGGUGCGGCUUAUCAAGUGGAUUUCUUCCAAAUGCUAUUUCUAACUCAAAUUUAGAUUUGUGAUAAAAAAUCAAUAUCCUACAAUUGACCUAAAUACUGGGGCAUAACACAUUCAUUAACAGGGCCUCUGAGUAUUGGCAAAGGAGAAAGAGCAUCUUUAUCUCUUUGUGUACUGAUUAGAGGCUUUAGGGGCAGUCCAGUGAGCAUGUGCUGUUGAUUAUCACCGAUGAGGGAGCCUGUCCAAAUAGCACGCUGAUUAAUGAUUUACUUUUUUUCUUGUCGUUCAAAAUAGAUUCAGAGGUGGGAGGAGAGUCUGAGUGCCAGACAGGCAGAGUGUGUAUUGCAAAAUGAAUGGAACUUAUAAGAAGUGAGUUCUUGUACAAUAUGCAUAUGGAGAUAGGCCAGAACCUGUGUAUCUCAGGGAUGUACAUUUCCCCGCUGUCAAGAAUCCCUGUGCUGAACCUUACCUACGGGUAUUCACAAUGCAAUGUGAUAUAAGCCUAAUGAAUCCAAAGAAGCCAUUUUGGAAUAAAAAUGGACACUUUAAGGCUUUACAGUGCCUUCAGAAAGUAUUCACACCCCUUUGACUUUGUCCACAUUUUGUUUUUAACCUACAUGACAGAGUGAAAAGAAGAACGCCUGUACAGAAUAACAAAUAUUCCAAAACAUGCAUUCUGUUCGCAAUAAGGCACUGAAGUAAAAUUGCAAAAAAUGUGGCUCAGAUAUUAACUUUAUGUCCUGAAUACAUUGCGUUAUGUUUGGGGCAAAUCCAACACAACACAUCACUGAGUCCCACUAUUCGUAUUUUCAAGCAUGGUGGUGGCUGCAUCAUGUAUGGGUAUGUUUGUCAUCAGCAAGGACCAUAUCGUUUUUUGGGGGAUAAAAAUAAACUAAUAGUGCUAAGCAAGGCCAAAUUCAAGAGGAAAAACCUGGUUCACUCUGCUUUCCAAAAGACACUGGGAGACAAACUGUCACACCCUGACCUUAGAUUCUCUGUUUUCUAUAUAUUUUGGUUAGGUCAGGGUGUGACUAGGGUGGGUACUCUAGUUGUUGUAUGUCUAGGGUUUUUGUCAUCUAGGGUUUUUGUAUGUCUAUGUUGGCCUGAUAUGGUUCCCAAUCAGAGACAGCUGUUUAUCGUUGUCUCUGAUUGGGGAUCAUAUUUAGGUAGCUAUUUUCCCCAUUGUUAGUUGUGGGAUCUUGUCUAUGUUUAGUUGCCUGUCAGCACUAUUUUGUAUAGCUUCACGUUUCGUUUGUUAUAUUUAGUUGGUUUGUUCGGGAUUCAUUUAUUAAAAGAAUAUGUACGCAUACAACGCUGCGUCUUGGUCCGAUCCUUUCAACGAAUGUGACACAAACUCACCUUUGAGCAGGACAACAACCUAAAACACAAGGCCAAAUAUGCACUGGAGUUUCUUACCAAGACGACAUUGAAUAUUCCUGAGUGGCCUAGUUACAGUUUUGACUUAAAUCGGCUUGAAAAUCUAUGGCAAGACUUGAAAAUGGCUGUUUAGCAAUGAUCAACAACCAACUUGACAGAGCUUGAAUAUUUUUUUAACGAAUAAUGUGCAAAUAUUGUACAAUUCAGGUGUGGAAAGCUCUUACAUGCUGCCAACUCCGCUCGCGUCGCAUUCGCGAGCGUUGCAAAAUAAAGUUACACCUACAUGUUAUUUAAUCAUUGCACCCACACUGCUCGCACGUGCCAACGAGCGUCUGUGUUGCCAAGCGCUAAAAUAGAAGUCAGUUAUAUUUGUGACGCUGAACGCGGUGCAAAUCCUGCCUCUCCCUUCUCAUUGGUUUAUAGAAGCAGAUAACCAAUGAGGAGCUGGCACAUGGGUAUACCCACGUGGGUGAUUGAAAGAUUAACUGAGGUCGGUCGGUCGUGGUAAUAGACCUUAUUAUGCGUGCGGUUUGAGCAUGGUGUUACAGACUUACCCAGAAAGACUCACAGCUGUAAUUGCUGCCAAAGGGGCUUUACAAAGUAUUGACUCAGGGUGUGAAUACUUAUGUAAAUGAGAUAUUAUGUAAAUGAGAUUCAAUCAAAUGGCUACCCUGUCACGUCCUGACCUUAGUUCCUUUUUUAUGUCUGUUUUAGCUUGGUCAGGGCGUGAGAGUUGGGGUGGGCAUUCAAUGUUUUUGUUCUAUGUUUUGUAUUUCUGCUUUUGGCCUGGUAUGGUUCCCAAUCAGAGGCAGCUGUCAAUCGUUGUCUCUGAUUGAGAACCAUACUUAGGUAGCCUGUGUUCCCACUAUGAUUUGUGGGUAGUUGUUUUCUGUUUAGUGUAUGUCACCUUACAUAAGGAACUGUUUUGUUUCUUCCAUUCACUUUGUUAUUUUGUUUCGUGUGUUCACUGCUAAUAAAGUAACAUGGACACGUACACGCUGCGUAUUGGUCCGAUCCUUCAUACUCGUCGUCAGACGACGAAGAGAUCCGUUACAUACCCAGACUAUUUGCAAUGCCCCACUCCCCUCUUUUAUACUGCUGCUACUCUCUGUUGUUAUCAUCUAUGCAUAGUCACUUUAAUAACUCUACCUACAUGUACA
Messenger RNA from Oncorhynchus nerka (sockeye salmon), 6659 nucleotides. Its product is annotated as globoside alpha-1,3-N-acetylgalactosaminyltransferase 1-like. Gene Ontology annotation, molecular function: hexosyltransferase activity. The transcript has 3 exons. Gene Ontology annotation, cellular component: vesicle; Golgi apparatus; membrane. Bases 260 to 1318 code for a protein of 352 amino acids. Gene Ontology annotation, biological process: carbohydrate metabolic process. The record is from RefSeq and is a predicted model, not a curated record. NCBI's taxonomy places the organism in Eukaryota, Metazoa, Chordata, Actinopteri, Salmoniformes, Salmonidae.